This is a messenger RNA of Branchiostoma floridae (Florida lancelet), 1231 nucleotides long. RefSeq lists its product as uncharacterized. The record is from RefSeq and is a predicted model, not a curated record. NCBI's taxonomy places the organism in Eukaryota, Metazoa, Chordata, Leptocardii, Amphioxiformes, Branchiostomatidae. The transcript has 3 exons. Bases 537 to 1055 code for a protein of 172 amino acids.
AAAAUUUUAAAAAAUAUGUUGGCUAUAUCAUAUCGUGCGAGAUGAUAUUUAACGCAGUGAUUUUAAUGGAAAGAAUGAUUGUCUUUAGACUGUUUUGAUAGAAAGAAUUCAAAAUCAAAUAAGAAUUCAAUCGUGAACUUAAAGGAUGUUGUUUGAAAGUUCCAUGGCAACGAGGAAAUGCGUUUACGGCUGAAAUCCCACGAGACUCAAACAGGGGUUUAAGCACCACAGUAACAGCAAUGUUAUACUUAGUCUUAACGUGCUCAAAGGAUCUACAGUUUUAAUCAUAAAAUUCUGUCUGAUCGAAUGAACGAAAUUUUCCUCCGAAACACUCCAUAAUCACUGUACGGCUUUGGGACAGAUUAGUAACUAUGUGUCCUGAGUACGGUCAAAUACCACCCAGAGUGCUGUAUCACAUCCUUACCACGCUAUAUAAACAUUGCGGAACCAAGUGCUGAGGCAGAUCCACACGAAGUUUUCGGCCGGUAUUUGUGGAAAAGUUUCCACCCUAAGAAAAACAGCAACAACAGGAGGCCAUGGCCAUGGUGGUCCCACUUCUUCUUCUGCUGGUUGUGACCGGCUGCCUGGCCGCUCCCUUUGACCUGAUGACUAAAGAUGAUGAUCAGUUCCAGAAAGUCGAGAAGAUUCUUGAUGAGCGAAUCGGAGAAAUCUCAGCCAGCACGACCAGGCUAGGAAACCAAAUGGAGAACAUGAAGAACAAGAUGAGAAACCUGGAGAAGGAGAUGGAAGAUCUGAAGAAACAGGUGAAAGGAAAAGAUGGCUUGAAAGGCCAGAACACAAGCAUGGGUGGCAGACCAUCGUCUCGGCAGAAUCCACCACCGCCGCCACCACCACGUGCACCACACGGCGGAAGGGACUCCCUGGCACAGGUCCCCAUUUUUGGAAGGAACUCCCGUCCUGGUCCUGGGUACCCACCAAGGCAGGGGGCCGGGGACAUGCGGGGUGGUAACAAUGAACAGCAGUCAGAUGGUUCCCCUGUCACAAAAGGGUUAAACUUUUUCUCGAGUUUUUUCCCUAGUUUGUUUGGUGGAUGAGCUGUCAGUCAAUCGAUCUUGACCGCCAAAUGAAACAAGAAUAAACGUGUCUGGUAACAUGAAGGCUAUGCUGUAGGAAAAGAAAAAAAAUCACUGCAGUAAAUUCUAAUCACGUUCGUUUUCUUCAUUUUGUGUGUGUACGUGUGUGCGUCUGUGUGUUCGUAUGUAUGUGUGUG